UGGCAAAUUGGGUUUUGCGCAGUGUCUUAGAUCUAGAGAGAAUCGUGACGGGCAGGAAACCAUUACACCACCUUCCCGGCUGUGCUCUCUGACUGCCGCCGCCACCCCGCCCUUGCCUCCGAGGCCUUAUACCUGCUAGGUUCACGCUGAAGAUCCAGAAUCAUGACUGACUCCAAGUACUUCACAACCAAUAAGAAGGGAGAAAUCUUUGAAUUAAAAGCUGAACUCAACAAUGAAAAGAAAGAAAAGAGGAAGGAGGCUGUGAAGAAAGUGAUUGCUGCUAUGACCGUGGGGAAGGAUGUGAGCUCUCUCUUCCCAGAUGUGGUGAACUGUAUGCAGACUGACAACCUGGAACUAAAGAAGCUUGUGUACCUCUAUCUGAUGAACUAUGCCAAGAGUCAGCCAGACAUGGCCAUCAUGGCUGUCAACAGCUUUGUGAAGGAUUGUGAAGACCCCAAUCCUUUGAUUCGAGCCUUGGCAGUUAGAACCAUGGGAUGCAUCCGGGUGGACAAGAUUACAGAGUAUCUCUGUGAACCCCUCCGCAAGUGCUUGAAGGAUGAAGACCCCUAUGUUCGGAAAACAGCAGCAGUAUGCGUGGCAAAACUCCAUGAUAUCAAUGCCCAGAUGGUGGAAGAUCAGGGAUUUCUGGAUUCUCUGCGGGAUCUCAUAGCAGAUUCAAACCCAAUGGUGGUGGCUAAUGCUGUAGCAGCAUUGUCUGAGAUCAGUGAGUCUCACCCAAACAGCAACUUACUUGAUCUGAACCCUCAGAAUAUCAAUAAGCUGCUCACAGCCCUGAAUGAGUGCACUGAGUGGGGCCAGAUUUUCAUCUUGGACUGCCUGUCUAAUUACAACCCUAAAGAUGACCGGGAAGCUCAGAGCAUCUGUGAGCGAGUGACGCCUCGGCUCUCUCAUGCCAAUUCUGCAGUGGUGCUUUCAGCAGUAAAAGUUCUGAUGAAGUUUCUAGAGUUGUUACCCAAGGACUCUGACUACUACAAUAUGCUGCUAAAGAAGCUAGCGCCUCCACUUGUCACUUUGCUCUCUGGGGAGCCAGAAGUGCAGUAUGUUGCCCUGAGGAACAUCAACCUAAUUGUCCAGAAAAGGCCUGAAAUCUUGAAGCAGGAAAUCAAGGUCUUCUUUGUGAAGUACAAUGAUCCUAUCUAUGUUAAACUAGAGAAGUUAGACAUCAUGAUUCGUCUUGCAUCCCAAGCCAACAUUGCUCAGGUUCUGGCAGAACUGAAGGAAUAUGCCACUGAAGUUGAUGUGGACUUUGUUCGCAAAGCUGUGAGGGCCAUUGGACGGUGUGCCAUCAAAGUGGAGCAAUCAGCAGAACGCUGUGUGAGCACACUGCUUGAUCUAAUCCAGACCAAAGUAAAUUAUGUGGUCCAAGAGGCAAUUGUUGUCAUCAGGGACAUCUUCCGAAAAUACCCCAACAAGUAUGAGAGCAUUAUCGCCACGCUGUGUGAGAACUUGGACUCCCUGGAUGAACCCGAUGCCCGAGCGGCUAUGAUUUGGAUUGUAGGAGAGUAUGCUGAAAGAAUCGAUAAUGCCGAUGAGUUACUAGAGAGCUUCCUGGAAGGUUUUCAUGAUGAAAGCACCCAGGUGCAGCUCACGUUGCUUACCGCCAUAGUGAAACUGUUUCUCAAGAAGCCAUCAGAAACACAGGAGCUGGUCCAACAGGUCUUGAGCUUGGCCACACAGGAUUCUGAUAAUCCUGACCUUCGAGAUCGGGGUUAUAUUUAUUGGCGCCUUCUUUCAACUGACCCUGUGACAGCCAAAGAAGUAGUGUUGUCUGAGAAGCCAUUGAUCUCUGAGGAAACAGACCUCAUUGAACCUACCCUCCUGGAUGAGCUCAUCUGCCACAUUGGUUCUUUGGCCUCCGUGUACCAUAAACCUCCGAAUGCUUUUGUGGAAGGGAGCCAUGGCAUUCAUCGCAAACACUUGCCAAUUCACCAUGGGAGCACUGAUGCAGGUGAUAGCCCUGUUGGCACCACCACUGCAACCAACCUGGAACAGCCUCAGGUCAUCCCCUCUCAAGGUGACCUUCUGGGGGAUCUUUUAAAUCUUGACCUGGGUCCCCCAGUGAAUGUCCCGCAAGUGUCCUCCAUGCAGAUGGGAGCAGUGGAUCUUUUAGGAGGAGGACUGGAUAGCCUGCUUGGCAGUGACCUUGGCGGGGGCAUUGGAGGAAGUCCGGCAGUAGGACAGUCCUUCAUCCCGUCAUCAGUGCCUGCAACCUUCGCUCCUUCACCUACUCCUGCUGUGGUCAGCAGUGGUCUGAAUGACCUGUUUGAGCUUUCCACUGGGAUAGGCAUGGCACCUGGCGGAUAUGUGGCUCCUAAGGCAGUCUGGCUACCUGCUGUAAAGGCUAAAGGCUUGGAGAUUUCGGGGACGUUUACUCACCGCCAAGGGCACAUCUAUAUGGAAAUGAACUUCACCAACAAAGCUCUGCAGCACAUGACGGAUUUUGCCAUCCAGUUUAACAAGAAUAGCUUCGGUGUCAUCCCGAGCACUCCCUUGGCCAUACAUACUCCGCUGAUGCCAAACCAGAGCAUUGAUGUGUCUCUGCCUCUCAACACCUUGGGCCCAGUCAUGAAGAUGGAGCCUCUGAAUAACUUGCAGGUCAGAGUUCUGCUUCACUCGGAGCAUGUGUGUUAAGGUGUCGCUGAUGUCCCCUCGUGUGUGAAGUGAUCAGUCUGCAGUAGCUUGUUUUCCAUUGCUGUGAAACAAUUCCCACGUAAACAGGCUUAUUUAGCCUAGAGUUUGGGAGGUGUCUGUGCAUGGUGUCUACAUUUAGUCACUGGUGAGGACACUUUGGCUUCCUUGUAUCAUGCAUAGAAUUGUGGCAGAUGACCUGUGAGAGGGAAAGGUCAUCAUGGCAACAUCGUGGGGAAAAGAGAGGCAGAGGUAGUGAUUUCUUUUAAAUAAAAACGCCUUCUUCCGGAACCAAGACAGGCUCUCACAACAACUGCUGUAUGUGUGCAAAGUGCCAACAUUCCCAGUGACCUCACCACUUCCCACCAGGCUACUCCCCCAUCUCAACUCCAGCAUGCUAAGAAUCCCCUACCUCUCGUGAUAAAGUUGGUAACAAAAUAGUUUGAAAUAGCUUUAUGAUACAGAGUUUUUAUUUGGUUUUAAUAAAAAAACAACAACCAAAAAAGAAAGCUAUGGAGUUAGAGAGUUACUUGCUUAAUAAACGUUUUAAAGCUUGUUUGUUUUUGAGAUGGUCUCAUUUAACCUAACUUGGCAUCUCCUCAAGUAGGUGAGAAUAACUUUUGACCUUCUGAUCCUCCAGGCCCUACUCCUCUCAGCAUAGCAGUGUAGGUGUGCACCACCAUGCCUGGUUUAAGACUUGCAGCUGAAGAAACUCGGUGGCUAAGAGCAUUGGCUGCAUUUAACAGAUCCAGGACUCAGUUCUCAGCCCCCGUGUCACAGCUUACAGUUGUCUGUAACUCCAGUUCCAAUGGACCAGACACUGGCUUCUGGCUUCUGUAGGCACUACACAUUCAUACAUGGAUGCAGGCAAAUGCUCAUACACAUAAAAUAAAAAUAAUCUUAAUUAAAAAAAAAAAGACUCCCGCACAAAUAGAAGAUAAGUCAGUAGUGAAAAGAGCUUGCACUUGAUCAAAAUGUGGAAGUAAGAGAGAGAGAAGAGGUAAGAAUUAGCAGAGAAUUAUUACUCCCUGCCUAGAAAUUGAAAUGACAGAACAGUUUGAAUGAGACUGUGAAAUAUAUUUAACACGGUGAAACAAAAAUACUAACCAUACGCUUUCCUGUCCAGACAACUGAACCACGUUGCUUGGUGUUCUAGAGACACCAAUGCCAGAUAUGGCUGCUAAUGAAACAGCAUACUGGGUUGAACUUAGAACUGAACAUUUUUCAGUACUCUAGAUACAAAUACAAUUGUCUGCCGCUUCCCUGACUACCUUGUUGCCACAGUGGCUAAUUGCUGAUUUUCUUAGCACUGAAUAAGAAUAUUUUAGACUAGACAAGUGAGUCACAGUGUAACUUGGCUGAGACUAGAAAAAGAAAACUAGGGUUACUCCACAGAUAGAACUGGCUGUUACUAUGAGGAGAGCGCUGUGUUCAGGAGUGUUUCCAGCUCACAGCCUUCCAGUCACUAACCCAGAUAUGCAUCUGUUCUCUUUGCUGGGAGGCUAACCUCCCAUUGGCUCAUUAAGCCUCAAGCAUGAUGUCUGGGACAGUCGGCAUGCAUGCAUGCAUGAAUGCUUUCUUUACUUCAGAAGUAGGAAGGGUAUUUGGAUCACAGAAACUAGGACAAGUUUUCAGUUCUUAAAACAAAGGAAUGUUAGUUCACUUUCCUGUUCACACUUCUAAUUUACUGAGUCCCAGAGAGAGACCUUCCUAAAGGAAGGUGGGUCUUAUUCUAAAGCCCUCCCUUGAAGAUACUAAUACAAUAUUGGGACUGAUAAGUUAUUUUUCUCACAUGUGCUGUUGUUAAAAGCAGUCUGUGGGCUGGAGAAGUGGCUCAGUGGCUAAGAGCACUGGCUGUUCUUCCAGAGGACCAGGUUCAAUUCCCAGCACCACCAUGGCAGCUCACAACUGUCUGUAACUUGAGUUCCAGGGGACUCUGACACCUUCAUGUCAAUACAUAAAAUUAAAAUUAAAAACAUUGUUUUUUGUUUUUUAAAGAAGCAGUCUGUAAAGCAUUGUGUCUGAAGAGAUUGGGGCAAUCACUUGCCUACCAAGCACAACCUACUCCACCUCUAAUUUCAUCUGUAGUCAACUACUGAUUCUUCAGGUUUUCUUCUUGGGCAGAGUGUAAUCGUGACUCUUAUUAAUUGGCAUUUCUCAGUAGUAAAGAUAAACAAAACCUUAAAAAGAAAAAGGCUUUUAUCUUUCUGAACACUGAAUUAAUGUCUGCUGGGAGAAGGAUGCACAUAGACAGCUGAAGUGAGGGAAGGACUGCAUAGCUUCCAUCUCCCCUCCCGGAAGAGAACAAGAGUAUUUAACUUAGAUUAGGCUAGAUAGCCCAGACUGUAAUAUAAUGCUACUACAAAAGUUUUCAUUAAAAUGCAUAUUAAACUAUCAUUUGUUAUAAUAUGAAAUAGUAUAAUUUAAAAAUAUACUACCACUGCUUCACAUGUCUGUGCAUGUCGAGUAAAUGUCUGUCUGUGUGUGUGUGCAUGUGGAUAUGGAGGCCAGUGGUUAGCAUCCGUCCACCUUAUCUUGAGAUAGGGUCUUACCUGGGGUUUGUUGGUUCAGCUGCUCUGGUUGUCUAAUGAGCUCCAGGUAUCACUCUCCUUCACUUUGAAAGUGCUGAAGUUACAGAUGCAUACCACCAUAACUGGCUUUAUGUGACUGCUGAGACUCAGACUCGGGUACUCAUACACAGCAGGCACUUUACCACUGAGCCAUCGCCUCAGCCUACUGUUCCUGCAUGUGUGUUAGCCAGAGGUCAACCCUUGGUGUCCUUCCUCAAAAGCCUACCUUGUUUUAGGACAUUAUCUUUUGUUGGCCUGGUGUUCACCAAGCAGGUUAAGCUAGGUGACCAGUGAGCCCUAGGCAUCUGCCUGUCUUUGCCUGUCUCCCCACUGCUGGUAUUAAAAUCAUUUCCUGCCAUUUUUGUUCAUAUUUUAAUGGGUCCUCAUGCUUACAAAGCAUGCACUUUACUGACUGAGCUACCUCUCCAGCCCCAGUUACUUAUUAAAUAGGAAGCAGAGUGUGCUGCAGAUAGAGCAAUGAAAUCUGCAGUAGAGAUUUGAACCUAGAAUGGUUUUCCUGCCAUUCCAGUGUUGAUCAGAGGCUUCUGUCAGGCCGCAGAUAUAGCUUAGUGGCAGAAUGCUUGCCUACAGUGUGUAAAGGUCUAGGUUUGACCCACAGCAACACACACACACACACACACACACACACACACACACACACACACACACACCAGCUUAUAAGUCCAGCUUGUAAAUAGCAUAGAGAGUAAAAUUUGCUGCACUGUGGAAUUCUUUUGAGUUUAUUUAUAUCAGAUAAUUAUAUUACUAAAAACGGAAAAUUAUUCCCUCUAUUUAAAUAAAACAAAACCCUUAACCAGUAUCUAAGUGUAUUUAAUUGACUCCAAUGUCAUUGUUUUUUCAUUUCACCUGUGUUAGUUGCUUAGAAACAUUUUCUCAGAAUGCUCACCGACAAGUAACUGCUUCUUCAAGUCAGAGCCUGCUUGGAGACGGUGGGGUUACAACAUGUCCAUGGCUUCCCAUAGUUGCUUGCUUCCUUUUCCCUGUUGUAUACAUGAGAAUAUUGAUAGCACCGUCCUCCCAGAAUACGUCUUACCAAGGAUUUGUAAGUCUAGCUCACAGUGUCAUCUGGGUUGGGCAGGUGCCUAUAGUCCCAGCACUGCUGAGAGGCUUAGGCAAACAGAGCGCAGCAAGUAUAAGACUAGCUUGGGCUAUGCAGUGAGCUUCAGAUCAGCUUGGGCCAAAGUGGUUGAAUCCUACAGGACAAGCUGAGCUCCAGCCUUCUCCUAUAAAGGGUAAUUGCUAUCUCUUUAAGCCUUUUGCCGUAUUGUUUGUUGUGUUUGGGAGGUGAUUAAACUUAGGAACUUAGGCUGUGCUGAGACAGUGCUGUAGGACAGAGCUACGUCCCCAGCUCUCUUUAAUACUGUUUAAUAUAGUAGCCAUUAGCCUACGUGUGGUUAUAUAAACUGGAAUUAAUGGAAAUUAGGUAGUAUUUCCACUUGUCUACUACAUGUGAAAACGUGGCUGAUAGUCGCUAGGCUGAGUAGCACCAAAGCAUCUCUACAACCUCCUGCCCACUCCAGCCUGUCCCACACUCUCCUGGAGCAAAGAGCAUCUGGAAUCUGUGAGCUGAUGCUUCUCCCAAACUUGGAAAUGUUCUGUCUUAAUCUUUACUUUCCCCUGCCCUGUUAAGCCUUCUCUCCUAGAACUUUAAUCAUGCCUUUGAAGUCAUCUCUCAGGUCAGUGAGGCUGUUGUUACAGGAAGGGCUUGCUUUUCUUUUUCUGUUCUUAAAAUCAGAUGAUUACUAAGGAGGUUUUUAAAAACCAUAUCUUUUUUUUUUUUUUAACUUCUUGAUUCUUUGUUAAAAGUCCUUAAGUAAACAGGGUACUAUAAAGACUCUGCCAGCCAUUUGGAAGCUGGGAAGUUGAGAAAGGCUAGAGAGAAAGUCUUAGCAUUCAGUCUGUGUAAGGUCACUGAACCUACCAACUCUCAACUGCUUUAUCCUCUCUGAAGGAAUUAAUCUUCUGUUUUACAGAGUCCAGGGCUUCAGGUAACAUCUACCCAUAUGGAAGGAAUGGAAAUCCAGGCCUAUUGAUAACAUCUUAAUCCUUUUGUGUUGUUUGGCUUGGGGGUGUUUUUGUUUGGUUGCUGGUUUGGUUUGGUUUGGUUUUGGUUAGGAUAGGUUUUGGUUUGGUUUUGGUUAGGAUAGAUUUAGUUUUGGCUUUUUUUUUUUUUUUUUUUUUUUUUUUUUUUGAGACAGGCAUUCUCUGGGCAUGCCUGAAUGUCCUGGAGCUCACUUGGUAGACCAGGAUGGCCUUGAACUCAGAGAUCCACCUACCUCUGUCUCUGCUGGGAUUAAAGGCAUGUACCACUACUGCCCAGCAUCCUCUUUUCUUUAUUUAACAGAGCUUUACUGUGGGUUGAAUUAAGAGCCUUGCAUUUGAUAGGCAGACUGCGUCCUCACCCUCUCCUCCUGUCUUUUAAAUGGCGGUGCAAGCCCAGAGUGCUGCAAGCCCUAAGCAUUUAGGAAUCUUACAGUAUUUUUGUCAAUCUGUGUAUUCUCCAUUAAGAUUUUAUUGCUUUUAUGUUUUCCUUCCUUUAUGGAUCUGUGGCUGUAAAAUGUUUUAUUCUCCUUUAGUUAUAGCAGUGUUCAUGUGUUUCAGGCUGGCUUUUAACUGUGUAGCUGAAGAUGACCUUGAACAUCUGAAUUUACAGGCUUAUGCUACAACUACUUUGUGUAGUGCUGGAAAUUGAACCCAGGACUUUGUGAAUUAGAGGCAAGCACUCUGCCCAUUCAACCACAUCCUCAGCCUUAAUGUGAAUUAUAUUUCUGUCUUCAAAAGACUGAUGAUACCUUCUUAAAAAUUCUUUUUGAGGGCUGGAGAGAUGGCUCAGCGGUUGAGAGCACCCGACUGCUCUUCCAGAGGUCAUGAGUUCAAUUCCCGGCAACCACAUGGUGGCUCACAACCAUCUGUAAAGAGAUCCGAUGCCCUCUUCUGGUGUAUCUGAAGACAGCUACAGUGUACUCAUAUAUAAUAAAUAAAUUUAAAAAAAAAAUUCUUUUUGAGCCAACAAGAUGGUUCAGCCAGUAAAGGUACUUGAAGCCUCCGGACAAACCUAAGUUCGGUCCAGGAGCCUGCCAAAUGAAGAAGGGAACAAACGCUGCGAGUGCCUUUGACCUCCACACGUAUACUGUGGAGGACACACACACACACACACACACACACACACACACACACACACACACAGAGGAAGACAACUAAGUAAAUGAAAUUUUUUAAGUCCUUAUUUACCUUUCUAUAUAGACUCAACUUUGAGAUGACUGUGACUAAAGGACUAGUCCUUUCUGCUUACAGUCCUCUCUUUUUAAAGUGUUGAUUAGGGAAAACAAGUGGAUGUGUGCCUCUUGAUUCUUUUUCCUUGCAUGCCUAUUCUAAAAUAAGACAGCAUCCAUUGCCUGUGAUGAGGGAAGAAAGUGGAACAUGAGCUUCAGAGGACACCACUUCUGAUCCUUGUCUUUAAGACUUUAUCGUCCAGAAGGGGUUUUACUGUAUUGCCCUAAGAAAAUUCUGUCCCUUGUCACUCCUACAUUGUAGUCGCAGCUUGUAAGACAAUCCGUUGCAGAUGAUGCCUGUCCCCGGUAUUUCUCGUCUCCCGUAUGUCCAUUCAUACUCAGAACGUCCACAGCCGUAGCUGUUGGAUCAGGAAAGCUGGUGAGUGCUUCCAAAGGAAGCCUUUGCAGCAGCUUCCCUUGGAUGAAACAGGCUGGCCUGGCAUUUUCAGCUUUUUUCCAACUGAUGCAUAGUGCGAACAAGUUCAGGGUUCAAGCUCCAUUGGCUUUUCAUGGUCCAUAGUUGGGGACUCCACAUGGUCUUUAUGGGUGCUGCUUGUUCCAUGUACAAGGUCCUUGCUGAUAGCGAGCACAGGCAUCUACACUGCCUUCCCUCAGAGAAGAUAAGACAGGAAUCUCCUGGGCAGUUUUUUAGUUUUUUUUGUUUGUUUGUUUGUUUGUUUUUGUUUUUGUAACCAAUACCCCACCACGAAAUUGUUGUAAGAACAUGUCUGUAGUUAGAAUUUCUACUGUUGUGUAAAACACCGUAAUGAAAAGCAACUUGGGGAGGAAAGGAUUUUUUUCAACCUGACAUCACAUUUUUUUCGACAUCACAGUCCAUCACUGGAGUCCAGAGGCAAGAGCUGAUGCAGAGGCCAUGGAGGGAUGCUGCUUACUGGCUUGUUCCUCAUGGCUUGCUCAGCCUGCUUUCUUAUAGAACCCAGGACACCAGCAUAGAGGUGGCACUGCCCAUCAUGAGCUAGGAUCUCCCAUAUCAAUGAUUAGUCAAGAAAAUGCACCACAGGCUUGCCCAUAAGCCAGUCUGGUGGGAGCAUUUUCUCAAUUGAGUUUCCUUUUUUCCAAAAUGACUCUAGCUGUGGUAAGUUGACAUAAAACUAAGCAGCACAAAGAAAAAAAGGUUUAUUUCACUUCACAGUUCCUUAUCACAGUUUGUCGUUGGAAAAAGUCAGGGCAGAACCUAGAGGUGGGAACUAAAGCAGAAAGAAGCCCAUAGUGGAAGGCUGCUGGCUUCUUCCCUCAUGCCUUGCUCGACCUGCUCAGUCUGCUUUCUUUCCUGCCUCCUCCUUCUCUUCCUCCUCCCUCUCUUCCUCUUUUUCUUUCUUUGUUUUUCUCUCCCUUGAGACAGAGUCUCACUAUGUAGCAUUGGCUGUCCUGUAACUCCCUAGGAGACAAGCUGCCUCAAAUUCAUGGAGAUCCUCCUGCACUCUGCCUCCCAAGUGCUGGGAUUAAAGGUGUACACCACCACCUCUGGCCUAUUAGCCUGAUUUCUUAUAUCCCCAGGGCCACCUGCCGAGGGAUAGCAUAACCCAUAAUGAGAUGGGUUCUCCCACUUGAGUCACUAAGAAAGUGCCCCACUGGCCUGCCCACAGGCCACUCUUAGGGAGGCAUGUUCUUAACUGUGGUUCUCUCUUAGAUAUAUCUAGGUUUGGGUCAAAUUGACAAAAACCAAGCAGCACCUCUGUUACAGCAGUUGCCCCCCUGAAUGACGCAUGCGAGCGAUAGGCAGUAACACUAUUCUCAGGAGGCCAGGCACUCUGCUAGAUGAGAAUUCUGCCACCAGUGUCAGGAGAAGGUGCUGCUGAACACAGAGCUCGGGUCUCAGAACUCCAAGCUCACGCCAUAGGGAGGCUCCUUGUGAGGCUAUUGUUCAUGGGGACAGAGCCUGUGCUGAAACCUGGAGAAUGGAUAAGGAAUUUUUAACAACUUAUAAAGUCCCUGCACUGGCAAUAGUCUAUAAUAGACUUUUGUUUAUUAAAAUCAAACCAUCUUCCAUCAUAAUUUUAAGUUACGAGUGGAUGAUAGAAAAUGAAAUCCAGUUGAAUCUUCUCAUUUGUUGAAUGGCUGGAAAUAACUUUAACUGUACAGUCUUUAUGUAUUUAGAGAACUUUGAAGUUUCGAUACAAAACAGGUAACAACCUCUUUGUAGUCCCUCUCUUCUUGUUAUUCUGAAAAAAAUCUUCACACAAAGCUUUAAUGAACAUUAGAUGUUCGAGUUCAAGAGAAGGUUGGGAUUUUCCUGAGCGGACUAAGGUCACGUAUGGAUUUACUUACACUACUCUCAUGCUUUGCUCCAGCUUUGUUUUAAAAGAUAGGACUUUUUAUUUUUUACUUUUUAAAUACAUGGGUUAUGCAGGCUUUAUAAUAUAAAAAUCAUUACAUAUUGAAAUAAAACUUGAGGGCUUAGGGUAUAGCCUACUGGUGUAGCUCUGCCUGUCACGUUCAAGGCCUGGGGUUAACUUUCCACCUCCCCCACCCCCACCCCAACAAAGAAAACCAAAUCCGCACAGAGCAGGUAGUGCAGAUGCUUAGCAUAGCCCUCUGAGCCCACGUGUGUAAAGACACAGCCGUGGGCUCAGCUGUGUCGCAGGGGCAGAACUCUUGCUCACAUGCACAAAACACUGCAUCCCUUUCAUAGUGAGAAUAAUGCCUCAGAGUUGGAGGGGUAGCCUUUACUCUUCUGUUUCAAAGCCUGUCUGUUUUCUGGUAGAAUUCAUACUGCACUGAGUGUCUGCAGGAAUAGUACCAGUGUGUAUUAUCCUAAAAUGUUCUGCUUCUUUCUGUCUUUGUGGAAUUCCAUAAAAAAGAAUGUUGGUUUUUUGUUUGUUUUCUGAAAUAUGUCUUCCUUUAGCAUCCCUGUAGGUGCCAACUGUAGAUGUUAUAGAAUAAGUUUCUUUCAGAAUCAAGGUGCACAGAGUGAAAAUCAUGGGUGUGUGUAAUGAAAACGUGCCUGGUCUAAACUCAUUUUUACUUUUAUUAAUGUUUUUGUGUUACUUUGAGAUAAAUUCUCUAUGUUGCCCAGUCUGGCCUUGAACUCCCAGUCCUACCUGAGUGUCCUGAGUAGCAGGGGUUACAGUUGUACAUCACUGCACCUGGCUUUGUUGCCCCUCUUGUUUGAUUUCAGGGAAGCCUGGUUUAAGGGAAAGUAUUGAUAAGGUUAGUCAUUAGUCUUAGUAUUUUAAAAAAGAAAACUCAGUUAGAACUGGGGUUUGCUGAUGAAUAUCACUAGGUUCUAUCAUAGUUUGGAAACUAAGAAAAUAUCGACUAAUCAUUUUUGAAAGUACAGUGGUCCUUGGCUUAGUAGGCUCCUUUGUUUCCAGGAACCAUUCAAAGAGUUGGAGGGUAAAUACUCGUAGUCUACUGCUUUCACUGACAAUAUCUGCCUCUUCUGUAUAUGACCACUUCCAUAAUGGACUAUGUAGAGAUAGCUUCUGUGCUCAGUGAUCUGUCCUUCUGUCAAGCACCUCAACAGCCACAUGUCUUCCUUUUGUUCACAUAAGGUUGGAUAACAUACUGGCCAGUACACAGGCACAGCUGUGUCUCUACUUGAUUUCCAAUUUAUAGUUAAUGAAGUUUUUGUGUUGUCACUAGGGCUUCUAGCAUACUAGUCUGUGAUGUUGGAAAUUAUUAUCUGAGGACUUGGUACAAUGUAUAUUAAAUAUGUUUUAAAGGGCCUUUUUAAAUUAUUCAGUGGGGGAGGGAGCGAAGGAGAGGAGAGGGAGAGAGGAGGGUCUCUGUGACCUCCGUGACCCGUAGAGUAACAGUCUGUGAGAGGCGAAAAGAAGACAGUUCUGUUCAAAGUGACUCAGUACCUGGUGUUCAAACUCCUGAGUAGUUUAUUUUAGGUGUAUUUAAGCAGCACAAUUUGGUGAAAACUUUGCUGGUGAUCAAUAACUCAAUUCCAUGUGCACAAUUAAGCAUACAUAAAUCUUGAGGAACAAAGUAAACUAAAGAUCAGACAGGACUGCAUUAAAACCACAUAUGACACUUUCUAUAAAGAUAGGAUUGAUAGAUUGAGGGAAAAGCUCCUGGUAAGAGCUGAGGAGGAUCCAGUAUGGCCACACAGACAGCACAAAGGUCACCAGGCUAUUAAUUCUGUCAGCUGUCAGCCUUCUGGGCAGACAACAGGUUGUGCAUCCCUUCCUUUGAAGGAAGUGUAUGUUUGACCUUCCUUUUAAGAAAUCCUGUGUGUUUAACCUUCCUGGUUCUCCUAGGCUUUUCUGUGAGCACAAGAACCUUUUUGCCUCUUACAGUGUGGAUGUGCACAUAGAGGAACCUGAAAACAAUUUGCACAAGUUGGUCACCUGUGGGUCCUAGAGACCUGACUCAGGCUGUAUAUGGCAGGCGUCCUUAUUUGCUGCACCAUUGGUAGCCCCUGUCUUCAGGUCUAACAGCGACUGGAGGAAUAGCUUAUCGGCAGAACUCUUAUCCGGUGUGUGUAAAUCCCCUGGGUUCAAUUUCUUGAACAUUAGAAAAUAAGGAAAGUUUAACAAUAAGCUCUCACAGCAGGCAGGAGGUUCCCUUCCUCCACUGCACCCCUGAGCAUUAAUGUUAUGACAUUUAAGAUGUGACAGCUGUAGUCUCCCAGUCCUGGCAGGGUACGGGUCGCUGUCAUUGAAAGGGAAGAGAGGAUUCCCGUGCUGUGUGUUUGUUGUGUAGGGUUUGCAGAACUGCCAAGGUAGGAGUUUGGCAUUUGCAGGGCUGGAGAGAUGGCUCAGUGCACUGGAGGCUCUUGCCAAGGACCCAGACUCAGUUCUCAGCACCCACUGGAGGCCCAACAGUCUGUAACCAGGGAAUCUGAUGCCCGCUUUUGGCCCCUGUGGGUGCCAUGGACCCAUGUGAUACACAUCUAUACAUGCAGGCAAAGCACUCACACACAUAGAAUAAAAAUAAAUCAUAUUAAGUUUAGCAUAUGGAAAAGUGACCUGUCUCUAGACUGAAAGGCCUGUGAAAUUAUUGAUGGCUAUUUUUGGCCAUCAGUACUAUAACAGCUAAAUGACACUGUAUAAAGGAAUUUUAUUAAAGGCCAAUUAGAGGAAGAAAAGGCGAAUGUUUGUAGUGAAGGUGUCGGGAGAGUCACGGGGUUGUUCGCUGUACUAGUAUCACUUAUUAGUCAAAGUCAUAGUUUGGCAAAAAGAUGUCAUAGAAGUUCCUAGUUUAUUUUCCUUCCAUAAAGUGUGUUUGUUUGUUUGUUUGUUUGUUUGUUUGAAAUAAGAACUUGGGGCUGCAUACAUAGCUCAGUGGUAGAGCUUGGGCCCUGGGUUUAAUCUGCAGCACCACUUUGGGGGCAGGAGAGGGGAGCCACUUUGAGCAAGAACAGCGACAUAUAUCUUGACAUUAUUUUCUCUUGACCUGAAGUUCCUUGUAAGGCACGCAGCUCAUAGGACUGAACAUUGCUUGGCUGUUGUUUAACCCUCUUUCUUUAAGCUCACAUUUCCAGUCUGAAAGAAUAUACAUUCAUAAUUGUCUAAGCUGAGAAGCUGAAGUCCUGACAGAACUUUAUGUGUCCUAACCAUGUCCUUCUCUCUUCUUACAUCAUCGACUCCAUUUGUUCCAUUUGACUCCAGUAAGUCCACUGCUACUCUGAAACCUUUAAAUUGGCCAUUUUCUUGUCUGGAGUAUGUAUGCCCUCCCAACUUCUAUCUACGUGGUUUAUUUGCUUCAUUCAGGGCUCUGCCAAAAUAGAUUCUUUAAGUAAAGUCUAACUCCACCGCUGCUCCAGUCCCUUGACCUUUUUCCUUCCUGUGCUACUUACUACAUUUUAAAUACAUGUUUUUCCCUCUCACCUCCUUCCCCACUCUGAUGAGAGCAAACUUUAGAAGAGCAGCAGUUACUGCCCCCACACUCACAACACCUCAGUGCCUAGAACAGUGCCAAACGACAUAGUAGUAAAUAUUUGUUAUCAGUGACCUUUUUCCCAUUUAGAAAUGUCAGAUUCCUCCAGUUCUUGAACAGUAUCCAGCAAGACCAACUCUUCAUCUUAGCAGGGUCUCCCCUAUAAUCUCUGCCUGUUGCUUGGUAGUCCAACAGCCAUUUGUGGAGGGGAGGUAAUCCUAAACCUAAAUUUAAUCUCAGACCAUCACAGGUUCCUGUCCGUGGGAGGGAACAGGAAAGGGUGUACAUGGAUACAUCCCAAGAUUGGAGGUGAGGAGACAAAUAGAACAUCUUCUAACAUUUGGAGAAGUUCUGUGUCACUAACCUACGCCUAUACACCUUCAGAAUAAAAUCGCACUGCCAGCCCUAAGUUAUUUAUGAUGUAAGAGCUCAAGACUACCUUUAUUAGUGUUUCUAGGGUAAAUCUCGAAGCUCAAGCUCAGAGUAAAUAAAAAAGUUCAAGGAUUCUUUCUAAGUGCCUUAGAAAAACCAGAGUGAUCAUUUCUUAUACCGGCAGGAAAUACAACUAAACAAGACAUUUUCACUGAGAGACUAAAAUGUAGCUUGCUUGCCUUUCAUAACCCAAAUAAAGGCAAAGAAGUCUGUGAAAGAGACAAUGCACAGAGAGGUGGAAGGACAUUGAAUAGAAAGUUAAGAUGGGCAUGAUAGCUCUUGUCUGUAAUCCCAGCACUGAGAAGGUGGAAAUGAGAGGACCACCGAGAGGCCAGCCUGGACUACCUACUCAAACCCCACCUCUAAAACCAAAUCAAGGUAAAAUGACACAGUUGUUCACUUUACCUGCUCCUUCAUUUAUUUGCUUUAAGGACAAUUUGCUUGUAAGGAUUUCAGAGCUGGGCAUGGUGGCACAUACCUUUAAUCCUAGCACUUGGGGAACAGAGAUCGGUGGAUCACCAUAAGUUUGAAGCUGGCCUGGUCUACAUAGUGAGUUCCAGGCCAGUUAGGGAUGCAUAGAAAAGAAAACCGUUUCUUCAGAUAAUGAUCAAACAGUCUACCUUUUGCCUUUAAAAGAAAAAUUCUGAUUCUAGGUUUGUCUUUGUAUGUAAUCAGAAAGUUUACACUAGUAAGGAAAAAUAGGUAUGAUUAUAAAUUAAGAGAUAUGGGGUACAAAGGUUGAAAUUCCUAAGCUGAACUUCAGUUUGGGAAUGAAUUGUCACCUAGCUGGCUGUUCUUACACUACAGAUAGUGUUGGGACUUUGAGGGUUAGUUUAGCCUGUCUCCUGCUGUUCAGAGAGCUUCUGUAAAGGCUAUAGGUAGGCUACUUGGAUCUGAUUUAAAUUGCAAUAAGAAUUACAGAACUUGGCUAGAGAGACAGCUCAGUGAUUAAGAGUGCUUGCCCUGCUUCUUCAGAGAACCAAAGUUUGGUUUCUAGGACCUAAACCAGGAGGCUUACAACUAUCUGUAACUCCAGCUCCAGGACAUCUGACACUCUUCCAUGCCCUACAGGCACCUGUAUGCAUGUGUGCAUGUACACAUAAGUAAAACUUAAAGAUAAAUCUUUAAGAGUUGUAGAACUUGAUUGUAGUAGUUCUAAUGGUCCUGUGCUUUGGGCUUCUUUCAUAGAUAGACUUGGAUUCAUUCUUGUGUGCCUCUACCCAAGUCAGAAUUCUGACAGUUUAAUCUCUCAUUGAAACCAAUAUCUGUCUGCUUUACAACCUUAAUCUACUCCUUGACAUUUUUGGAAUCUAAUCUAACCCAUGGUCUAAAUGACUUGAGAACUUUUGAGACUAGAUUAAGAAGCUCUCCUGGCAGAAAGAGAACUUAUAGAAGACACAUUUCUGUUUUUAUCUCCUCUCAAAACCUAAAAAGAGAUUGGCUCCUGAGAAUUUGUUGUAUUUUUAAAGUCCAGUAAUAAUUUGUCCACUGGAGAAUUUUGAGUUCUAGGAGUUAUGAAAGAGGAGGUACGUAUUCAAAGCUUCCAUUUCUGUCAAAACUAUAGGCACUGAAGUGCAUGUCAUUGCCCAUAGGGGCUUUUACCUAGGGACCUGGAACACUGUUUCUGUCAGGAGAGGAAGCCGACAUACUUGCCCUGUGUAGGGUUCCUGUUCACAUACUCUUGACAGUGGAUAACACCCCACCAUCUCCAGAGAACCAACAAGGAGAGCCUUUAACUAGGACACCCAGCAGUUUGGUUUGAGCCCUGCUCGGCUCACAUGAGUUCUCCUCACCUAGCAGAUGGUCAAAGAAAGAAUAGAACGAGAACUGUCUGCAGAUCAGCAUUGGACUAGAGAUUAAUUAGAAUUUGAUGAGAAGUAAACUGCUCUUUUCUGUACAGACUUUCGUGUUUCUGCUAUGUUUUUCAUUGUGCCUAGAUACUGUCAGAUGAGGCAGAUAGCUCUGCUUCAUCAGGAUAUCUCUGAGGAUCUCCCAUAAUUGAUUGGUCAACAGGCCUUGAAAUGGAAGGCAAUAUUUAAACUUUAGGCAGACGAUAAUUUUGGCAUUAAUUAUGAAGAAAGCUGUAGGUCAAUUGAACUCCUGCAGCUAACAGAAAGGGCCGUUUCUGCCCGAGCCUCAGAUGCUGCACCUCACACUUAGAGUCUGUGCCAUUAAAAACCUGUCACUCUGAGCCAUUCCCCUAGGAUCUGUUGACUAGGUUGUGGGGUGCUUUAAAAACACGUCUGAAUCAUCACUCCUCAGAGAACUGGAGAUGGUUGGCGUCACUGCUCGGUCCUAACUUGGACUGGUCUGCAAAUAAUCUCUCCAAAAGCUAAAUGCAGAAAAGGAAUAAAAAGAAAUUAUUCUCCAGAGACUCGGAAAGGUCACUUGUGACGUCACAGAGUAAAUAAGAUACUCUGGAAGGUGAGCCCUAUACUGCUCACUUGGUUUUGGUUUUGAUUGUGUCUGUACCUUCUUUGGUUACCUGUGGUGAGGGGUGUGGUAAGAGGCCUCAUCUGCCAGAGUUCAGACUGAGUUCAUUUCAGACCUUUUUAUAGUGCUUUUAAAUACACUGGAACACAGUUAGAAUAUUAAUUUAGCCUGUUCUUCUCCAGCUGUGCCGCCAUAAAGAGGCUGCAGCUACUGCAGUAGGCUUCCUAUACUAGGAAAAGAAAGUAAUUGUGGGGUACAGGCUGACGCUGACAGGCUACUCUUUCCCCAGCAGCCCCUGAAAGUAACUUUAAAAAACAUUAUUAUUGUUAUUAAGCAUUUUUAGCUCACUUUUGUGCUUCAGAGAGCCUUGUAAUAAUCCUGUCUAUUUACUCUUCCUGUUGAUGUCCUGAGAAGGAAGCAGGUUCAUAGUGCUGUGGCCACAUGUUGCACAUGGUAUAUGCCAGAGCAGCAGGCAGCCCUCUCCUUGUACCAUCUGUGAUCUGCUUUGGGAAGUCUUAGGGCUGAAGCUGAAGCAGGCAUACUAUUCCUUUGUUCAGUGAAUCCAUUUUUCAUUUUUGUUUGGGAGUGUGGUUAUUGUGAGUCUUAUACUCUUUGAACGGCAUUAAUUUUUCAUCAUGCAUAUUUACAUAGGUGAAAUGAACAUUAACUGCUUAUGAGCUAGAUAGUGAUAUUUUCAAUCUGUGUCUUGUUUUUUUAAGGCAUGGUCUUGCUGUGUAGCCCAAGCUGGCCUCUGGCCUUGUACUCCUGCUCCCAGCUCUUGAGGACUGAGAUUAUCGGCAUUUCCAUUAUAUCUGCUUUUGACAUUUUGGAACUGGAUCUUGCUAUCUUUCUAUUCGGUCUAUAGUGGCCUCAUACUUACCAUACUCUUUUCCCAGUACCUGGGAUUAUAAGCAUGUGCCAACAUACAUAGAGAUAACUUUCUGUUUUUAUUUGUAUCUAUUUUUUAUGCCAGUUUCAACUCACUCAACUUUAAGAACCACCAAUCGGCCUUGCUAAGGGUACUUGACUUUUGUUGUUGUUUUAUUUUUUGAGACAGGGUCUUUCUAUGUAGCCCUGGUUGUUCUGGAACUUGCUAUGUUGACCAUUCCCUACCUUUGUCUCCUGAGUUCUAGGAUUAAAGGUGUGUAUCACCAUGCCUAGCACUGAGGAUACUUAAAGCUAAAGCCUAUACAAUGAAAGUACUUAGGAGCCAGAAACAAGCAGAUAGAUCUCUCUGAGUUCAAGGUCAAUAAGUCUCAGGCCAGGCAAGGUUAUACAGUGAGAGAAUGCCUUAAAGACAGACAUGGAUGGAUGGGUGGGUGGAUGGAUGGAUGGAUGGAUGGAUGGAUGGAUGGAUGGAUGGAUGGAUAGAUGGAUAGAGGGACAGACGGAUGGAUGAAUGGAUGGACGGACACCUUAGAGGUAAAAGAAGAUACAUAUUUUCAUAUUAAAACAUAUACAUGUAUUAUGAAAUUAAUUCAAUAGAACUUCAAAGGAAUUGCAUCCUUAUCAUAGGCUAAUUCAUAUUAAAAUAAUUUUUACCUUUCCUAUUUUCUCCUAGUAAGCAUGCAUGCUUUACCCCUCUGUUAAGGAGCAUACACUAGGAGGCUGAAAAGUGCUCUAUUUGCAGAGCCUUUAAACUAAGUUCAUAUCUUGUCUAAACCAAAAGGGGGUCAAAAAGCUUUGAGUAGAGGGGUAGACAUUAGCUCAGCAGUUGAAAGCCCUUGCUGCACGUGUGGAGGACCUGAGUUCAGCACCCACAUCUGGCAGCUCACAACUGCAUCUCAUAAGUGUAACUGCCUCUACCAGGGGAUUGGGCACCUGUUCUAAUGUGUCACGUGCUUGCACACACACACACACACACACACACACACACACACACACACACUUAUACACACACACACAUACUUUUUUUUUGUUAAAUGAUGAUAAUUUUUAUAAUCAUUCUUACAUAGUACCUACCCAACAACACUCCUAUGAAUAUGGGUACUAGAAAACAUAGUAAACAAAAGACAAAAAUUCCUUCAAAUAAUCCAUGCUUUCCUUAGAGGGGUACGACCAAGCCAACAAAUAAAGUUAAAAAGAGAAUAAAAAGCAUAUGGGACAAGAAAGAGGACAGUGAAAAAAGUCAGCUAAAGCAAGGAUCUAUCUGUGGCUCCUGGGGCUGUACAGGGAUGUAUCAUAAUACUUGGUCUGGAAGACCUGCCUCCCUAAGAUUAACCGUGAUGAGAGCAGAGCUGGGAGGAGGCAGUCAACCAUGCAGAUGUCAGGAGGAAGAGUGUUCCACAGAAGAAACAGCAAGGGCAAAAGCACAGAAUUAGAUGUGUGCCCUGUGCAAAGAACAGCCCUUAUCUGGAACUGCCAAGAGGAGCCGUCACCGCAUGAGUGGAGAGCACAUUAUAGGCAGUUCAUUCUGAAUGAGAUGGGACCAGUGAAGGUUUGCACAGAGAAGUACUUGCCGGACAGUGUAUGUUUUAAUAUCCUUCUGGCUACUGUGUUGAGAAUAAACUGGAGAAGGUAAAUAAACGUGUGAAGGGGAGUUGCAGGUGGAUGGGUGGAGACACAAGCAGAAAUAGGAAGAUGCUAAAAGGUUCUGUAUUUUAUAUAUUGAGUUUGAAAUGAUAGCAGGGGCAGGAGAAAGAGAGAGCUCAGUGUUAAAGAGUAAGGUAUGCUCUUUCAGAAAACCCAAGUUUGAUUCCCAACACCCAUGUUAAGUGGCUUACAAGCUCCUGUAACUCCAGUGCCUCUGGCCAUUAUGAGCACACACACAAAUGUGCACAAAACCACACACAGAUACACAUAUGUACAUAGUGUUUUAAAUUUAUCUUUCAAAACAAUGAUAACAUGAAGAUGGGCUUGAGUGUGAUCCCAGCACAAUUAGCCCCCCUACCACCAUCAUCUUAUAGAAAGGUUUUGUUUUAUUUUGUUUAAAUUUUAAUGGAUUAUACCUGUCUCUGUAGGAGUCCGAGACAGAAGGAUCUGAGCCACAUGAGAUUGUGUCUUUAAAACAGUAAAGGCCUGGGGUGCAGCUCCAUCUUGGAGCACUUGCCUAGCAUAUGAGAGGCUCUACAUCCAAUGUCCAACACCCUGAAGAAAAGGAAGCGGAAGAAGGGGGGAGGGGGAGAAGAAGAUAGGUUCUAGGGCUUGCUCCUGAAGCAGCGCAGUACCCAACACUCAACAUGGUGACCCACAACAAUUUGUAACUCCAGUUCCAGGGAUCCAACUCCCUCUUCUGACUUCUGCAGGCACCAGACAUUACCAUGGUGCACAUGUGUGCAGGUGAAUAAUCUCAAAGAAGAGACAGGCUCUGUUUACACUCAAAGAUGGUUGGCAUAUCCAUGGGCAUUUAGCUUGCUCUUUUGUUUAUUUGGUUGGUUUUUUUAUUUUUAUUUUAUUUGAUUGAUUGAUUGAUUGAUUGAUUGAUUGAUUGAUUGAGAUAGGACACACACACACACACACACACACACACACACACACACACACACACACACACACACACACACACUUGGCUGGCCUGAAACUGACUAUGUGGACCAGGCUGACCUCAGACUCAGAGAUCUAUCUGCCUCUGCCUCCCAGAUGCUGGGAUUAAAGAUGUGUCUCACCAUGCCUGGCUAGUAUCUAGCAUCCUUUAGAUAUAGUCUACUACCUUAAAGUGCUAGAUAAUAUUUUGGUUCUGAUUUCAAACUUAAAAAAUCACCACCAUCUAACUUGGACUCCUACACCUCACCCUGGGCCACAUUGGGAGUGUGUGUUCCUGAGAGAGCUUUGUUCUGAAUAUGAAUGAAGUGCAUAAUGGAGGGGACCCAGUGAACAGACUGGCGCUGUGGUCCAUCUGUGUACUGCCCUUCCCUUAAGCCCAUCCAGCAAAGAUUGAUGGGCCCAGGCUGUGUGCUGGUCAAAGUGAAAUGCCCUGUACUCUCAGCUCACUGUAGCAGUAGUGACUGUGUAAAUAAUAAGUUUGUAUCUGCACUGUAAUAGUAGUGUGUGCAUUGGGUGCUGUGAGGGGGCUUUUAGGGCUUUCUGAAAAUUUAAGACUGAGCUAGUCUUACAGUUAAACAAAGCUUAAGGAAAAGAAUGUAUCAAGCAGAAAGAACAGAAUGUGAAAAGUGCAGAGCUUUGAAUUUCAGUAUUGGGGAACAAGAAGUAAUUUGGAUAUGGUUGAAAUGAAGGAAAUAGCCGGGAGAGGUAGACAGGAGGCAGAUCCAAGAGAACACUGACUCCUGAGAUGAACACAGUUCUUCCCCAUGGUAAGAGUUUGAAAACUGCAAAGUACAAAUUUUAAAAGCUAAUAUAAAAGAUUAAAACAUUUCCCCUGAAAGUAACCUGUGCAGUUGCUCCCAAAAGAUGUUCCCUUACCAAGCCACAGUUGAAAGAGGCAUUUACCUUAAGCAGACAGUUUGCCAGUAAGCCCUUUAAAACUCUGAUUCCUAUGGAGCGUAAUAGUAAUAGUAAAAUCUUGUGUGAUCUAAUGUGGGUAUCCUUAAUUACUUUAAAAAAAAGUCAAUAAAAAAUCAAAAGAAAUGGAGAUGGUGAAAGCAGUUUCUUGGUGUCUUAUGUUCCUCAUAGUGCUUGUGAGUUAGCAUUCUGUGUGCUUAGCAAACACAAACUCUUCUUUAUGACAGCCCCGGGAAUAAUGCCUCUGAUCUCUUUGUAGACAGGAAAUUAAUCUGAGUACUACUUGCCCCUAAGUCACACAGCAAGCACAUGUCAAAGUUAGAAUUCGAAGUCAGUAGUUCUGGCUCCCAAGACUCUGCCAGCACUGUCUGCUGCCUUUGAUUAGAGGCAGAAUACUUCACAUUCUAGAGCAGACAUUUUGGGGCAGUCUUCAGGGAAGAAGAAAACCCUGUAAUGUGUAUCACAGUGUCAGGGGGUUCCUGGCUUUUUUAGGAGGUCCAGAUUUAGCUGGCCAAAUUCCAGGAACAUUUUGUGGACUUUUAUUGCAGUCAGACUUUGAUGGAACAGGCAUCUCAGAAAGACAAAUGUUUAUGGACUCACUCGGGCUUCUUAGAAGGUACUGCUGUAAAUUAGUGGUCAUUCUAGACACAGUUUCCAGAUGGAGAAGUUGUAAUUCUUUCAUAUAGAGCAGAUCCCUAGUGUCCAUUGUGAAAAACCUGUCCGGAUGGUUCUGAUAAAAGCUUUAGUUAAGACCCACUAUCCCUGUGGAGAUAAGCAUCUUAUUUUCUCUAUUUUUAGUUCCUUCACAAAAGCUUGGAAUGGAGUGAGUACCAGUAAAUGUUUAAACUGAUGGCACGUUGUGAGAGCUGACUGCUUUGUAUUCCGAAUGAGGGUAAUGACAAUCAUUAGUAUUCCCGAAACCCUCGGUGGCCAGCCAAUUCCAUUUCCCCAAGUCUCAAUUGGAAAUGUCCUUCACAGAGCCAGGCACUGCCUUGAGACCUAACGUGAACAGUGUCCUUUUCUCAAAUUCUUCUGCUGAGAGUCGGGUGGAUUAAAGUUUAGCUCUCUUCUAGAAGCCCAUGGCUGCUCAGCGGUGCUGUUCAGCGGUGCUGUAAGAGCCUUACGUCCCUUUCCUGACAUUCCUUACCCUGCUUUAACCUACCAGUCUCUGAGAACCAGGCUGUGUGCUGAAGGUCAGAGACUUCUGGGCUUGGGGAUUGUAAGGUCAGAAGAACAGCUCAAUAAGAAAGUAAUUGAAGGAGUUUUGAGAGACCAGAGAGACUGUUAUCAAGGAGGCACACCCAGGAAAUGGGGAGGAAGCAAAGGUGCUAGUUACCUUCAGAAAAGGAGCUGGUGAGAAAUUGGGGACUGCAAACGAGUUUCCUCCAUCACAUAGUCGCAGUUUUGAUGAAGAGACAGGUACCUAGUUUGGAUAGGAAAGAAGGGAUGAUGGGUGAUCAGUGCCCCUCCGUCUGCCCCAUCAGAGAAGCUUUGUGCAGUACAUGGGAAUUAGGACAGAGAGCCACAACCGGAAUGGUGGGCAGAACGAGAGAGAGGCUUUGGAGCACUGAGUCCUAAAUGGGAUGUCUCCAUCAAAUCCCAUCCCUGAAGAUCAGGGGUCUAUGUAGAAGAGGAUUACAGUUGUAAAAUCCAGCGCUAGUGGGUGACUAGGGAACGGUAUCUUCCAGAUACUAAGGACUGGUGCAUGCAUGAACUCAAAGGAUGUGGCAUCAUGCACAAGACCUGCACAGGUUCAAGCCAUUACAGGUCCCAGCACUUGAGGGUAAAUGAACCAGAGUUCUUCUCCCAGCCAAAAGGCUGUUUGCAAAGGGCAAACUCAGUUUUCUCCAGGGGAAUGCCAUUGGCUAUAUCAGCCACACUCCAAGGCAGGCCCAUGCUCAGGAGUAGUCAGUGAACAUACAACUCUGGUAUUUUUGUGGGCUUUUGUUGCAUUUUGCUUUGUUUGGCUUUUUGUGUGUAUGUGAGUGGGUGGGGCCUUAUUGGUCUUUUGCUUAUUUGUUUUGAUUUUCAUUUUUGUGAGGUUUUGUGUUUCUUGGCUUUUUUAUUUUUGUUUCUUGUUUGUUGUUUCUGUUUCGUUUUUUGAAAGAGAAGUUGGGUAGGUAGGGAGGUUGGAAGGCUCUAGAUACACACUUUUUUUUUAGCUUUACUUUCUUGUUUGUUUAGUCUUGUCUUUUGAAAUAGGGUCUCUGUAAUACCGGUUGGCUUGAACUCACAUCAUCCCUUCUGCAUCAGCCACUUCUACUGGUUUCUUUUACUUUUUAAGAGCAAAGUGAGAAGGAAGUAGGCUUGGAUAGUGAUCAUAGACCUCGCCCAGAGGAACACUUUCCUACAGUACAGGGACCGUGGUGAGGAAGUCAUAGGUGGCAGAGCGCAGCGGAGUAUUGGAGGAGCAGCUCCCUCUCUUCCCACCUUCCAUGCCCUGGACCCUGCUGUAGGACUGCCUGUUCCCCCACACUUUCAUUAUUGUUGUCUCCCAAACGAAGUAUCUGCAGUGAGACCAUAGCCCAGCAGUUCGUGUUGUGGGAAGAAAGCUCAUCUGUUGCCUUUAGUGCUUUUCCUUAGAACCACCAGGUUUACCAGUGCUCGAGCCUGCAUUGUGCUAGGACCUGGGAAGUAGGCUUAUCAAACCCAUCUCUUGGAAAAGUUAAGAGGCAUCUGUGGCCUCUAGUUUUUGUGGAAAAAAAGAAAAAAACAUAACGGAGAUUGAUUUGAACACAGACAAACUUGAGUUUGAAUCUUGGUGUAGUCUUUAUGACCUGGGUGUUCCUUUUCCCUCCUUUAGUUUCCUUAUCUAUAAAACCAGAAGGGAAUGAUGCCUGCUUUGUUAGAAUAGUUAUGAAAAAGAACAGAAAUGUUAUGCAGAGGAGGCUGGAGGACCUGAAUUUCAUCCUUAGAACCUAUGUAGAAAUUCAAGAUGUGGCGCAUGCAUCACGCAAAUGGAGACCGGGUAGCCUAAUUGGUGAGUUCUAGACCAGUGAAAGACCCUGUCUCAGAGGAGGUAGACAGGGCUUAGAGUAUGAUACCCAAAAGAUGCCCUCUGACCUCUGCAUAGUCAUCAUAGUUUCCAUGUGCACCCGGAAUCACUCAAGAAUUUCAAGUUUUUUUUAAAGUUGAAAAGACACUACUACAGAGCUUAUCGUUUGUCUAGAGCAGUGGUUCUCGGCCUUCCUAACACUGCAACCCUUUAAUACAGUUCCUCAUGACCCCUACCAUAAAAAUGUUUUCGUUGCUACUUCAGAACUGUUACUUUGCUACUGUUAUGAAUAGAUGUAAAACCCUGUGAAAGGGUCCUUCAGCCGCCACAGGGGUGGAGACUACAGGUUGAGGAUCACUGGUCCUAGAGGGUAUGCCACAGAUGGGCUUCCUGGAGACAUUUCUCACAAGUAGUCACAGUUAUAUGUUGGUGAGUGGGGAGGGGUGUGCUUUGCAGUCUGUGGGCUGCUGUGUAUUGAUUGGGAGGCCUGCACUGGCUGACAUAGGAAGCAGAUUUCUAGACACACACCUGUUCUCUCCUCCUACCCGGCUCCUCAUUGAUGUCCACAUUUUUCCACUUUGCUUUCCUGCCAGGUGGCUGUUAAAAACAAUAUUGAUGUCUUCUACUUCAGCUGCCUCAUCCCACUCAA
Messenger RNA from Rattus norvegicus (Norway rat), 25269 nucleotides. The record is from RefSeq and is a predicted model, not a curated record. Lineage: Eukaryota; Metazoa; Chordata; Mammalia; Rodentia; Muridae.